AUGGCCUACCCAGCCUUCUCAGCUGAGAAGGGUAGCCACUGCAUAUCUCUGAACCCCAUCCUGAUUUUACUUAUAGAGGACUUUGAAUUAGCCUUUGAAGAAAAGGUGAAAAUCAAGAAGAACCCAAUUCUCAACGAAAUUCUUAAGAAAGAAGUUGAAUAUGAUUACACUGCUGAUCCUAAUUUUGACUUCAAUAACAGGCAGGUCGAAACUGUUGAAAAGAAUGCCAAUGUUAGUGAGAGGAUCUCUCUACAGCUUAUUGAGAGCAGAAGAGAGUCAGUGUUUAUCAGCCAAGAGUGAGGCAUCCAGGUCCCAAAUAGCCUUGCCAAACAUGAUAAUUUCCACUCAUUGGCAACUGGGAUAAAUGAAGCAGAAGUUAAAGAGGAAGAUUUCUUCGAACCUUAUGGGGAAGAAGUGUUUGAAGAUAAGACAAGAAAUAUUGACCCAUACAGACAAACUAUUACUGAGGAGCUGGAGGAAAAGAAACCAGCUAAGAUGGUACAGAGACCCAAGCUUAAACUUAAAGAUGCCUGUGACCAAUACGGAUAUACUUUUAAUAUGAAUGAUUUGGAUAAAACUAAAGUUCUAAUAGGUAAAGGAGGCUAUGGAGAAGUUUUCCUUGUACAUUGCAAGCUUAAUUUCCAAAAAUAUGCAAUGAAAAGACUAUUUAAAGAAAUUAUCACCAAUUCAGGGCUAGGUAGACUAAUAAUGCGUGAGAAAGAAAUCACUGACGAGCUUGAGCAUCCAAAUAUUGUGAGACUUGAAGGAUAUUUUCAUGAUUCUGAUUAUUGAUACUUUCUAUUCGAACUUUGUCCAAUUGGAAACCUUAGGACCCUCAUCACAAAUUUCGGUUCUCUAAGUGUAAAUCUGACUAGGUUUUAUAUCAUGGAGAUCAUUAAUGCCUUGGCAUAUUUACGAGACAAUAAGGUUGUCCACCGUGACUUGAAACCCCAGAAUCUUCUGCUAGAUGAUACACUACAUAUUAAGCUAUGAGAUUUUGGAGCAGCCAAAAAGUACGAUGCAGAAGAAGUUGAUUAUGCUAUCCAAGAAGACACUGAGCUUAUGGAUGACAAGACUGAAAUCGAGGAAAGCUCAGACUCUGACUCUGAUAGUGACAUUAGCGACGGUGAGUUUGAAAAACUGCAAAAAUUAAAAGUUCAGAGAGAAGAAUCAAGAAAGAGAAACACGCAUAUUGGAACACCUCUGUAUCUUAGUCCAGAAAUGUUGAUGAGUCACUUGGCCUGAUUCAGUUCAGACCUUUGGGCACUUGGUUGUAUCCUUUUUGAAUGUCUUACAGGCAACGCUUUGUUUAGAGGCAAACAAAAAUGGGAGAUUGAAGAUAAAAUUAGGAACAAUGAUUUCCCAAUACCUGAUCAAAUUGAUAAAGAUGCUAGAGAUUUAAUCAAAAAGUUAUUAAGAAAAUGACCAUUUAAAAGACUUGGUGCAGGAGUUGAGGGAUCAAAGUAUUCUCUUGAAGAACUCAAAAAUCACCCAUUCUUUAAAGGAGAAAGCUUUGAUGACAUUUCUUCAAGAGUUCCACCUUUUACAGAUGAAGAAAUAGAAAUAUACUGAUCUAAAUAUUCCAAAGACAAUGAGCCGGCAAAUUAUGAAUCCGGGGAAGAGAACAUUGAUACUCUAUCAAUUCAUGCAGUUAAGCCACUCAAUUCAUAUCCGAACAAACUCUCUAGUAUCAAGAAAGAUUCAGGAAUUUCGUUUGAAUGCCCAACUGGGCCAUCUAAAUUAAUUAAGAAUCUGAGCAAUAACAAUAAACUAGCAGCAAAAAGGAAUUACAAAAUGCAGGAUCUUGAUUUCAGGUCGACCCAAUAGAUCUCCC
Molecule: messenger RNA, 1834 nt
Organism: Moneuplotes crassus
Lineage: Eukaryota; Ciliophora; Spirotrichea; Euplotida; Euplotidae
Source: the annotation of a GenBank genome assembly